AUGACGGUCUCCCAUGAACCAUGGUGGAAAAAUGCAACUGUCUACCAGAUCUAUCCUGCGAGUUAUAAAGACUCCAAUGGCGACGGAGUCGGCGAUAUUCCGGGAAUAAUUUCACAGUUGGACUAUAUCAAGUCUUUGGGGGUAGACGCUAUCUGGCUCUCUCCAUUCUACGACAGCCCCCAGCACGACAUGGGAUACGAUGUUGCCAACUAUGAAUCUGUCUAUGCUCCCUACGGCACAGUAGCCGAUAUUGAAGACUUCAUUUCUGAGUCCCAUAAAAGAGGCCUACGCGUUCUUUUUGAUCUUGUUAUCAAUCAUACAUCGUAUCAGCACGCUUGGUUUAAAGAGUCUCGUACCUCAAAGCAUAGUCCAAAGCGUGAUUGGUAUAUCUGGCGACCAGCAAAAAACGACAAGGAUGGGAAUCGUCAACCACCAAACAACUGGCGUAGCUGCUUCGGUGGCAGUGCAUGGGAGUGGGAUGAGGCUACAGAAGAGUACUUCCUUCAUCUGUUCUGUCCCGAGCAACCAGACCUCAAUUGGGAGAAUUCGGAGACCCGCGCUGCUAUCUACGAAUCAGCUAUGGAAUUCUGGCUCCGUAAAGGUGUGGAUGGCUUUAGAAUUGAUACUGUCAAUAUGUACAGCAAGGCGCCAGGGCUCCCUGAUGCACCUAUCACAAACAGUCAAACUCCCUGGCAAGAGGCUUCAAGUCUAUUCUGCAACGGACCCCGAAUGCACGAGUUUCUGAGGGAAAUGAACGAGAUCUUGGAAAAGUACGAUGCCAUGACUGUUGGUGAGCUUCCUAACACUAAAAGUGUCCAGGAUGUACUGCGUUAUGUCUCUGCCAAAUCGAAGGAGCUUAGUAUGGUGUUUCAGUUCGACAUUGUGGAUGUGGGUGGUGGAUCUGAUCUUCGCUACGAUACUGUGCCCUGUAACUGGAAGCUCAAUGAUCUUCGACUAGCAGUGGAGCAAACUCAGCUUGUUACGAACGGAACUGACGGAUGGGGGACUGCAUUUAUGGAGAACCAUGACCAAGCGCGAGUUAUCUCUCGCUUUGGCUGCGACGAGACGCCAGAGUUUUGGGACCGGAGUGGUAAGAUGCUUGCUAUGUUUGUGGCAGGCCUAUCUGGUACUCUCUAUCUGUAUCAGGGACAAGAAAUUGGCAUGGUGAAUGCCCCUAAGUCGUGGCAUAUCUCGGAUUACAAGGACGUUGAGAGCAUAAACUAUUACAAGCACGUCGAAAUCAUGACUGGCGGUGAUAUCGAAGCUUUGGAAAAGGCUAAAGCUGCUCUUCAACAUAUGGCUCGAGACCAUGGUCGACUUCCUAUGCAGUGGGAUAACACGCCGAAUGCAGGAUUCUCCAGAGCCGGGGUUGAGACUUGGAUGCGCGUUCAUGAUGAUUAUGAGAGCAUCAAUGUCAAGAAACAGGAAGGUGAUACCCGCUCAAUUCUGUCCUUUUGGAAGACUGUUUUGAGUCAUCGCAGGCAGAAUCCACGGGUAUUCGCCCAUGGCUUUUUCUCUCUUCUCGAAUCUGAGCACGAGUCAGUGUUAGCGUACGAAAAAACUUCAAUAGAUCAGAGACUUGUUGGCGUUUUCAACUUCACCCAGGAAAACCAAGCUAUCGACUUGGUAUCUCGCCUAGGGUUAAAAGGAUCAACUUGUCUGGCGAGUAAUUAUACCGAUGAACAUUCAGAUCUGCUUCAUCCGUUUGAGGGUCGGUUGUAUCUCAUGAACCAGCGUUAA
Molecule: messenger RNA, 1740 nt
Organism: Penicillium angulare
Lineage: Eukaryota; Fungi; Ascomycota; Eurotiomycetes; Eurotiales; Aspergillaceae
Product: glycoside hydrolase family 13 protein
Exons: 1
Coding region: 1-1740 (579 amino acids)
Biological process (GO): oligosaccharide catabolic process
Molecular function (GO): alpha-amylase activity
Source: RefSeq, a predicted model, not a curated record